Alnus glutinosa is the source of this 432-nucleotide messenger RNA. RefSeq lists its product as uncharacterized. The coding region runs from base 1 to 432 and encodes 143 amino acids. The record is from RefSeq and is a predicted model, not a curated record. The transcript has a single exon. NCBI's taxonomy places the organism in Eukaryota, Viridiplantae, Streptophyta, Magnoliopsida, Fagales, Betulaceae.
AUGGAGAAGAUCACUCUAAUGCGAAAAAGACUUAUCGAGGUUCAGAAUCGACAGAAGGGAUACACAGAUCAUAGAAGCAGAGAUAUGGAGUUUGUAGAAAGAGAUAAGUUGUUUCUGAAAGUUGCACCAGUGAAAGGAGUGACCCAUUUUGGGAAGCAAGUUAAAUUGAACCCUCAAUACAUUGUCCCUUAUGAAAUCUUAGAGCGAGUAGCUUCAUUAGCAUAUCUCGUAGCACUUCCGCCACAUCUAUCUGGGAUCCACAAUGUUUUUCACAUGUCAGCAUUACAAAAGUAUGUCAUCAACUCUUCACAUGUGUUGGAGGUCGAAUCUAUUACAUUCCUCAAGAUUCUGUCAUACAAGGAGGUACCCGUAAGAAUUGUUGAUAAGAAGGAGAAUGAAUUACACAUAUACAAAUCCCAAUGGUCAAAGUAG